AUGAUGCUGAGUUGGUCAUUUGGGCUGGCUUGGUGCUUCGCCGAACACCCAGGUGCAUCUUGGAGCGUUGCGGCGAGAGUGUGGCACCCCGGGCGGGUGGAGUCUUCGUGCAGAGCCUGUUGGCGGGUUCACCGGCAGAGACACAAUCCUUGCACCCGCAUUGUUUCCUGA
Durusdinium trenchii is the source of this 171-nucleotide messenger RNA. NCBI's taxonomy places the organism in Eukaryota, Dinophyceae, Suessiales, Symbiodiniaceae. The record is from the annotation of a GenBank genome assembly.